Hemibagrus wyckioides is the source of this 1286-nucleotide messenger RNA. It is a transcript of the gene rxfp3.3a1, whose product is annotated as relaxin family peptide receptor 3.3a1. Gene Ontology annotation, cellular component: membrane. NCBI's taxonomy places the organism in Eukaryota, Metazoa, Chordata, Actinopteri, Siluriformes, Bagridae. Gene Ontology annotation, biological process: immune response; G protein-coupled receptor signaling pathway. The transcript has a single exon. Gene Ontology annotation, molecular function: G protein-coupled receptor activity. The coding region runs from base 55 to 1056 and encodes 333 amino acids. The record is from RefSeq and is a predicted model, not a curated record.
UUACGCAUCACGUGCACUGCAAAGCGCGCGCCUCUAGUCCUGUGUGCAGGUGCUAUGGGGAACAUCGAAGUGAUAACCAACACCGACACGACAGAGGAUUUCUUUCAGGGCGUUACAACAAACAGUUCAAUAAGUUUUGGAAGUCUGGAGGACAUCGACGUGUCUGCUGAUGGCAGUCUGCUCCUGCGCUGUUUUAUCUCCGUUACCUACGCGGUGGUGUGCGCCGCGGGUUUGGUGGGGAACCUCUUUGUGCUCGUGUUUAUCCGGGCGAGACAAGCGCGCAGGAAAUCCGACACCAAUGUCUUCGUGCUUCAUCUGGCCGUCACGGAUUUCCAGUUCGCGCUCACGCUGCCGUUCUGGGCUGCAGACGCAGCUCUGGACUUUAGCUGGCCGUUUGGCGACGUCAUGUGCAAGCUCGUGCUUUCGGCCACGGUGAUGAACAUGUACGCAGGUGUGUUCUUUCUCACUGCCAUGAGCGUCGCGCGCUACAGGUGCAUGGUAUCCGCGCUCAAAGAGCGCGCAGGCGGGCGAGGCGCGCGCACCAAUGUCAAACUCGUAGCUGCCGUGUUGUGGCUGCUGGCCACCGCUGCCACCGCGCCUACGUCCAUUUUCUCCACGGUUAACGAGGUGGCCGGGGAAAAGCUCUGUCUUUUACGCUUUCCGAACGGGCAACUCUGGUUAGCUGUGUAUCACCUGCAGAAAAUCCUGCUCGCCUUUGUGAUACCCAUGGCCAUUGUCUCCAUCAGCUACCUGCUGCUAUUGAGGCUUGUGCGCCGUCACAGUUUGAAGUCCAGAGCGCACGUCACCCGCUCGGUCGCCGUGGUGGUCUUGUCCUUCUUCCUCUGCUGGAUGCCCAAUCACGCCGUGACGCUUUGGGGAGUCCUGGUGAAGCUGAACGUCGCGCGCUGGGACAAGGCAUACUACGUGGCGCACACCUACGUGUUCCCUCUCACUGUGUGUCUGGCUCACGCGAACAGCUGCUUAAACCCGGUUAUAUACUGCCUCACGCGCAGAGAGUUCAGGCGGAAGUUGAGAGACUUUUUUCUCCGUGACUGAACGCGCUUGCUCCAAGUCUGCUUCUGUUUUGUGUCCCACACGUGAUCGUAGCUCCCGGAGAUGCAGAGCAGCCAAAAGAAAGCAUCAGCAGUUUAAAAAGAAAAACGUGUUUCCCUCAAGCUGCUUCAAAAUCACCAACACGAUCUAUUGUGCGUAAUGAUGUGUAAAAUAUUUGUUCUGAACACACUCAAGCAAGACAAUCUCUAACCUAUCUGUGUACAGUUAUAUAU